AGAGAGGAAGCAAGCGAGAAGGUCCAAGCCGCGGAGAGACGCCUAGCACAGAUCCUUCUCCUCUCCCGUUCUCUCUCCUCGACGCUUCCGACGCGGCAAAGCAAAUAAAGGGAGGAGAGAGAAAGAGGAAGGAGGAGGAGCCCGAAAUCCCAAGCCUAACCCCGAAUCCUGGUCUAAUCCCUCAAUCGGCCUUGCGUUUGUUCGGGUUGGAGGAUUCGGGGGCGCAGCCAUGAACGAGAAGGCGUCCGUCUCCAAGGAGCUCAACGCCAAGCACAAGAAGAUAUUGGAGUGUCUUCUUCGGCUGACCGAGAACAGAGAAUGUGCAGACUGCAAGUCAAAGGGUCCUCGAUGGGCAAGUGUGAACCUAGGGAUCUUUAUAUGCAUGACAUGUUCCGGGAUUCAUAGAAGCCUUGGGGUACACAUAUCUAAGGUGAGAUCUGCUACCCUGGAUACAUGGUUGCCAGAGCAAGUUGCAUUCAUUCAAUCAAUGGGAAAUGAAAAGGCAAAUAGCUAUUGGGAAGCGGAAUUGCCCCCUAACUAUGAUAGGGUUGGGAUAGAAAACUUCAUACGUGCGAAGUAUGAGGACAAGAGAUGGAUACCGAGGAAUGGAACAUCACGACUGUCCUCGGGUGCCCGAGAUGAGAAGAACUUAGAGCCUCAGGCUAGUGCUACCAGGAGUGGACAUGGUCAAAGAUCUUCAUUUGAGCAACACCGUGCUUCACUAGCUGCUACGAGUAAAAUUGCUCCUGUCGCUUCUAUGAUGCCCACCCAGGCAUCACCUCAGCCAAAAGUAGAACCACCAGUUCCCAAAGUUGCUUCACCUCCUCAGCCAGAGAAAUCACCUGCUCAAGUUGAUGCAACACGCCCUAAAGUUCAAAAGCCAUCGGUUGCGCCACCUCCUAAAGUUGAUUAUGCUACUGAUCUUUUUAACAUGUUAACAAUGGACGGAACAACCGAAAAAGAAUCAGAGCUAUCUUCAAACGAUGAUAGUGCCUGGGAUGGCUUCCAAUCUGCAGCACCAGUACCUAGCUCAGAGAAAAAGGAUUCUGCAAAACCAGCAGAAAGUAAACCCCAGUCUACAUCAGGAAUAGAAGAUUUAUUUAAAGACUCGCCAUCUGUAUCAGUAUCCUCAGCUCCAGCUGUUUCCCAAGUAAAUGUGAAGAAUGAUAUCAUGAGUUUGUUUGAGAAGUCCAAUAUGGUAUCACCAUUCGCUGUCCACCAGCAGCAGCUCGCGUUUAUGUCCCAGCAGCAAGCUCUUCUUAUGGCUGCUCUUAAAUCUGGAAAUGCCCCCCAAAUGAUUUCGGGGAAUGCCAAUCUGUUGAAUGCUAACGGUUCUAAUGCCCCUCAUGGAAACUUACCUACCCAAAGCUGGCCAAAUCUUGGUUAUCAAAUCCCCGGGUCAACUCCAGCAGCACAGAAUGGUGCCACCAAGGUUGGGAACAACAAUCAAGAAUACUCCUCUGGGAACUUCGGUUUUGGUACACCUGGGGUGUACAACAUUAGUUCAGCUGUCCCAGCCAAUGGGGCCACGGCUGCAGGUGCUAACAAGAGCACAGCAUCCCCUGCCUCUUCCACCCUCCCCUCUCAAUCAGGCAAAGAUUUCGAUUUCUCCUCGUUAACUCAAGGAAUGUUCUCCAAAAGAUGAACGCCCUUGCCAUACCUGGAAGUUGAACAACAGGCCUCUGUAUGAUGAUGAACACGACAGAUUGAUUUAGGGAGGACACUAGGGCCUUGUACACACUUCAAUUGAGGCAGCUUUUCUUCUGGUGGAUACAUAGUUACAUGACUUUGUAGCUGUCCCGGACAAAUAAAAGGGGCAAUAUGGCAUUAAUCUUGCUCAUGUUGUUUCCUACAAUUUUAGAGUUUCUUGUCAGUGAUGCCAACCCCUUCAAAAAGAGGAUUACGCUUUGUCAGUUAUAAGAGUAUAAUGCAACCUUUUCAUUCUCUUGGUUGUGAUGCAAUACGUGAUACCGACUAUUUUGUAUUGUACAAUAACAAUUGGAUUUUAUUGUUUCUACA
Messenger RNA from Phragmites australis (common reed), 2019 nucleotides. Its product is annotated as ADP-ribosylation factor GTPase-activating protein AGD5-like. Gene Ontology annotation, molecular function: GTPase activator activity. The transcript has 11 exons. The record is from RefSeq and is a predicted model, not a curated record. The coding region runs from base 230 to 1645 and encodes 471 amino acids. NCBI's taxonomy places the organism in Eukaryota, Viridiplantae, Streptophyta, Magnoliopsida, Poales, Poaceae.